AUGACUGCAGGAUUCGCCGCAAUUGGGCAGGUGCUUGGGAUGUCGAGGGAGGAGCUGAUCUCUGCCGGCGAAAACAUGCUGCAGAAGCCUGCCUGCGCUGUGCAGGGAGCGGGAGGUAAUGAUCCGCGCAAGCACGGCCCAACCACUCCUGUACGGCCUUCAGGAUACACGAAGCAGCUGAACGACAGCCCUGACGAGGAUCUGGUGGGCUCCAACACGAGAGUGUCGCUCGACAGCAAGUUCGCGUCAGCCGUUGGAGCGUACCCCUGCUUCCCGGCACAUCUGCCGAUCCCCGGGACGGUUCCACACUGGCUGUUGUCGCGCCAGCAGGGAGCUGCGGUUUCACUAGUCCAGCCAUCCUAUCCUGUUUACGGCAUCGCGCAGAGCGGUGCGGGCGCACACCCCGGCUUCACAGCUGUGCCUAAGCAGGAGCCCUUGGCCGGAGGAGAGGAUUCUGACGAGGACGGAGAGGGGGAGACCGAGCCAGGAACAAAGCCGACCAAGUACACCGGGGUGUAUGUGGAGGCCGAUACAGGCAAGUUUGGGGUGAAGGUUGUCGCCAAGGACAAGGACGGAAAGAAGGUAACGAAGAGAGUCGGCGCUUACACCACGAUAGAGGAGGCAGCGUAUUGCUACGCGGCAGCAGCCCACGUGCUGAGGCCAGGCAUGGGCACCAGGAACUCUGUGGCUUUAACACCGGCGGAUAGGGCAGCUUUGAAGGGGUGCACUCCUGAAGUCCUAAAAGUCCUGGUGGAUGCCCGCAUGUGGUGGCGCUGGAGGGUAUGGAGGGAGGCGUACGAAGGUGUGAUGCGGAAGGCAGCGCGGGCCAAGAAGAAUGCAACGCCUGCUAAAAGGGGGAGACCGCGAAAGGAGAGUGGUGCGCAGGGUGGUGGCACGGCAGGAGAGGGUGAAGGAGAGAAGGCUGGAAGUGAGGACACUGAGAUCGUUGCCAUCGAACCAACCAACAGCAGGGCGCUUGGGAGGCUCCGCAGUGCCGAUGCAAAGUCCAUGGAUGACAAGACAGAUGAAGCUGGUCGUGGGAGGCAGUAG
Molecule: messenger RNA, 1050 nt
Organism: Closterium sp. Yama58-4
Lineage: Eukaryota; Viridiplantae; Streptophyta; Zygnematophyceae; Desmidiales; Closteriaceae
Source: the annotation of a GenBank genome assembly